Messenger RNA from Suillus fuscotomentosus, 903 nucleotides. RefSeq names its product DUF1183-domain-containing protein. The transcript has 3 exons. The record is from RefSeq and is a predicted model, not a curated record. Bases 1 to 903 code for a protein of 300 amino acids. Gene Ontology annotation, cellular component: endoplasmic reticulum membrane. NCBI's taxonomy places the organism in Eukaryota, Fungi, Basidiomycota, Agaricomycetes, Boletales, Suillaceae. Gene Ontology annotation, biological process: regulation of store-operated calcium entry.
AUGUCCCGCAUCGCUUUGGAGAGCAUCCCUGGUCUCACAUUCUACAAAAACGCGCUUACAGCUGCGCGACGGACCAGUCCUAUUGCUCAACUGGUAUGCAUUGGGAAAGCGUGCGGGUUGUAUCAGCCAGAUGUCGUGCGCUGCAGUAAUAUUGGAGGGUCGGGUACGGACGUUGAUUGGAAGUGCGAGGCGGACCUACCGUCCUCUUUACGUUUCGGCCGAGUCGAGGUCUCUUGCGAGGGAUGGAAUGGCCCUGGCGAUCCAUACGUCAUGAAAGGAUCCUGUUCCCUCGAAUACAACCUCGUUCAACUCCCUGAUGCCCUUCGCGCCGACUCUGACUCAAGCUGGUCUCGCUUCUACACCCGACCAUGGUUCAACAGUAAGUCUUGCGCACGCUCGUCUAUCAACGCUUACUUAUUCCCUGCAUACCCAGACCUCGAUUAUUCCGGUAUCUUCUUCAUGCUCGUAUGGAUCGUAGUCCUGGGCAUGAUAAUGUACAGCUUUAUCCAACCUUGCUUGCGGCGCAAUACGUCAGAUGCCAACCACACCAGCCCUCCCUCGUAUCCCGGCGAUAGGCAAGGCAGGUCAGGAUCAGGAGGAUUCCCCGGCUCUUAUUAUACUAGCCCACCCCCACCAUACACCAAAGACGCGGGUUCAGGCAACAGCUCGCAGUGGCAGCCAGGGUUUUGGAGUGGCGCUGCACUGGGGGCGCUGGGAAAUCACCUUUUGAAUCGUCCGUCGGGGUCGCGGGAGUAUGACUGGGAGCGGGAGAGGCGACUGCAGGGUAGUAUCUCGAGGAGCAGACCUGUGCCUGGGUAUGAUAGUCAGGAUAGAGGAGAGGGGUCGUCUGGUUUGGGUGCGAUGAGGACAAGUACGGGGUAUGGCGGUUCGAGUACUAGGUAA